This is a messenger RNA of Rhincodon typus (whale shark), 4405 nucleotides long. It is a transcript of the gene slc12a1, whose product is annotated as solute carrier family 12 member 1. Gene Ontology annotation, cellular component: membrane. The transcript is spliced from 27 exons. The record is from RefSeq and is a predicted model, not a curated record. Bases 201 to 3533 code for a protein of 1110 amino acids. Gene Ontology annotation, biological process: potassium ion import across plasma membrane; sodium ion transmembrane transport; potassium ion homeostasis. Gene Ontology annotation, molecular function: sodium:potassium:chloride symporter activity. Lineage: Eukaryota; Metazoa; Chordata; Chondrichthyes; Orectolobiformes; Rhincodontidae.
UGGAGAGGGUGUGAGAUAUAUUAUCAAUAUAGUGUUAGUAUUGGUGGCACUGAGGGAGAUUUGCAACGCUCUUUCCAGUGGUGGAAAGUCACGUCCGUGCGAGUAGCAGGGACCAGAGGCGGUUGCCAAGUGCGACACUAGGCUCCCGCGCCAUCUUGCAGCGGCCGGCCCCGAGAGUCACAGGAGGGAAAAAGGAGACGAUGGACAGAGACUUCAACUCGAGCUUCGGCGGCGAGGCCGGGGCUGGGGCUCCCUGUAGCCGCUUCCACGUGCGGCUCGUGGAUGAACCGCCCGAGUACGAGCCGCCCCCGUUGGCGGCGGGCGAAGAUGGCGUGAGCCACGUCCAACGCUUCGAGUUCGGCUUCCAGAACCGGGGGGAUUCCCUCCGGGCCGACGGCCUCUAUCACCCGUGCGACACCUUCAGCAGCUCUUACCUAAAAACGUUUGGCCACAACACCGCGGACAGGGUGCCCAGGAUCGACUUCUACCGGAACACCGGCAGCCUCAGUGGUGGCAAGAUCAACAGACCCAGUCUAGCCGAUCUUCAUGAAGAUCUAAAGGGGGAUAUUUUAUCUAUUCCUGGUACUGUGGAUGGUGUUGCUAAUGGUGAUGGUGCAGUUGAUGCAGGAAGAAAGCCUUCUGAAAACAAGGAUGAAUUAGUGAGAUUUGGAUGGAUCAAAGGAGUGCUGGUACGAUGUAUGUUGAAUAUAUGGGGUGUGAUGCUUUUCAUUCGGCUUUCAUGGAUAGUUGGCCAAGCUGGAAUAGGUCUUGGAGUUGUUCUUAUCCUUCUGGCUACCGUAGUAACAUCAAUUACUGGGUUAUCAACCUCUGCUAUUUCAACAAAUGGAUGUGUUCGUGGAGGUCUUGGAGUCGUCAUCAUUAGCCUGAGUUCAGUGGUAACUGUCUUAACAGGUAUCUCUAUGUCGGCCAUUUGCACCAAUGGAGUUGUUCGAGGAGGUGGUGCCUACUAUCUCAUAUCCAGGAGUCUCGGGCCAGAAUUUGGUGGAUCUAUUGGCUUGAUCUUUUCCUUUGCUAAUGCUGUAGCUGUUGCAAUGUAUGUUGUUGGAUUUGCAGAAACAGUGGUGGAUAUCCUGAAGGAAAAUAAUGUCCUCAUGGUGGAUCCAAUCAGUGAUAUACGAAUUGUAGGUUGCAUUACAGUAGUAGUACUUCUUGGUAUAACUGUAGCUGGCAUGGAAUGGGAAACAAAGGCUCAAGUUGUUCUUCUGAUAAUUCUUCUUAUCGGUAUUGCUAACUUUUUUAUUGGAACUGUCAUUCGAAGUACGAUUGAGAAAAGAAGCAAAGGUUUCUUUAACUAUCAAGCUCAAGUAUUUGUGGAGAAUUUUGGGCCAUCUUUCAGGGAUGGAGAAAGUUUCUUCUCUGUCUUUGCCAUCUUUUUCCCAGCUGCUACUGGCAUUCUUGCUGGUGCCAACAUCUCUGGUGAUCUAAAGGAUCCACAAGCAGCCAUCCCGAAAGGAACAAUGUUGGCUAUCUUCGUAACAGCUUUGACUUAUAUAGCUGUUGCCAUCUGUAUAGGCGCCACUGUUGUACGUGAUGCUACAGGAAGUGUCAAUGAUACCAUCAGUGCUUUGACAAGCUGUAAUGGUUCAGCAGCCUGUACGUUAGGAUAUGAUUUCUCUGGCUGUAAUACACAGAUGUGCAAUUUUGGUUUAAUGAAUAACUUCCAGGUUAUGAGCAUGGUGUCUGGUUUUGGUCCCCUCAUCACUGCAGGAAUCUUCUCAGCCACUCUUUCCUCUGCCCUUGCCUCAUUAGUCAGUGCUCCCAAAAUUUUCCAGGCUCUUUGCAAGGAUAACAUUUACAAGGGACUAUAUUUCUUUGGAAAAGGUUAUGGAAAGAACAAUGAACCAAUUAGAAGCUACAUUUUAACCUUCUUUAUUGCUGUUGCGUUCAUUCUGAUUGCUGAACUGAAUACUAUUGCUCCAGUUAUCUCAAACUUCUUCUUGGCCUCCUAUGCACUUAUAAAUUUUUCAUGUUUCCAUGCUUCAUAUUCAAAAAGUCCAGGGUGGCGUCCUGCAUUUAAAUUUUACAACAUGUGGGUAUCGCUGCUAGGAACUGUAUUGUGCUGCGCAGUCAUGUUUGUUAUCAACUGGUGGGCUGCUGUAAUCACAGUUGCAGUUGUAUUAUUCCUUAAUAUUUAUGUCAUUUACAACAAACCAGAGGUAAAUUGGGGCUCUUCAGCACAGGCCAUGUCCUAUGUCACUGCCCUUCAAGAUGCCCUUUCACUUACUGGAGUGAAUGAUCAUAUUAAGAAUUUCAGGCCACAGUGUAUUGUUUUGACAGGAUCGCCAAAGUCCAGGCCAGCCUUGUUGGAUUUGACACUUUCUUUCACCAAGAAUUUUAGUCUAUGCAUCUGUAGCCAAGUAUUUAUGGGUCCCCGAAAGCAAACAGUAAGUGACAUGAACCUGAGCAUGGAUAACUAUCAGCAGUGGCUAUCAAGAAACAAAAAAAAAGCCUUCUAUGCAGCAGUGGCUGGAGACAACUUGCGCGAUGGAGUAAAGUGCCUACUUCAGGCUUCUGGAUUGGGUCGAAUGAAACCAAAUACACUUGUGAUUGGAUACAAGAGAGACUGGCGUACCGCUAAUCCUCAAGAUGUUGAGAAUUACGUUGGCAUUUUGCAUGAUGCCUUUGAUUUUGAAUAUGGUUUGAUAAUUCUCAGAAUUAGCCAAGGGCUUGACAUCUCCCGUAUCCUUCAGAUUCAAGAAGAAUUGCAGAGAAAGGAAGAAGAAAAAAUAGCAUUGGAAGCUGCGAAGAAAGAUGAACAAGAGCAUGGAAAACAAGGACUCCGUUCACUGAAAUUCUUGAACAAAGCUGUCAAAUAUAGUAGUAAUACUCUAGCAGUGAAUGCUCAGAAAGACUUUAAAAUCAGUGCUGGUCAUGCUGCAGAUUUUAAUCAACGCCUACUGGAAGCUAGUACUCGGUUCCAAAUGAAUCAGGGAAAAGGCACAAUAGAUGUAUGGUGGCUGUUUGAUGAUGGAGGUUUAACUAUUCUCAUUCCCUAUCUGUUAACUAUUCGCAAAAAAUGGUGUGGCUGUAAAUUGCGCAUCUUUAUUGGAGGGAAGUUGGACAGUAUUAAUGAGGAGAAACGAGCAAUGGCAGCACUCCUAGGCAAAUUCCGGAUUCAGUGUGCUGACAUCAAAGUCAUUGGAGACAUUAAUAUGAAACCAAGCAAAGAAAGCUGGAAAAGAUUUGAAGAAUUGAUUGAACCAUACCAACUGCACGAGGGUUCCAAGGAUCCUGCAACUGCAGAAAUACUGCUGAAAGAGCAUCCAUGGAAAAUUACCGAUGCGGAGCUGGAGAGGUUUAAAGACAAGACAUACCGACAGGUCAAACUCAAUGAACUUCUGCAGGAGAACUCCCGAUCUGCCAACAUCAUUGUUGUGAGUUUGCCCAUUGCCAGGAAAGAAGCUGUAUCAAGUUACUUGUACAUGGCUUGGUUAGAGAUUCUUUCAAGAAACCUGCCUCCUGUCAUAAUGAUCAGAGGAAAUCAGAAGAAUGUUCUGACCUUCUACUCCUAACAGAAAAUUGUAUGUUGAGGCUGCAGCAAAUGACACAGUCAAGACAACACUUAUUUACCACUUAGUUGCUUAAUAAGGAUGACACACUGAAGUACCAAACAAAAUCUAUUCUAGUUUCUGAUUUCCUGCUGCAUUUCACAAAUAAUGUCACUAGUUAGUCUUCUAAAAUUUUUAUAUUUGGUCACCGUGUCGUGUAAUAGCUUGAUUGGUUGACCCCUACAUUUUAGGACACUAUUCUCUGAUCACUAACUUUACAAAGGUGGAAUAAAAUCCUCCUUACUUGUCUACAAUGUAAGAUAGUUAACAUACUCAUAGUAUUUUGGAAAUCCAAAUUUUUCAGCAGUAAGAUCUUCAAAGAGUUUUCAAUCAAUUGUCAUUAUUUGAUAACUCGCACUAACUCUGCUUAAAUCAGGAUUUUAUUAGACAUAUUGACUUAAUUAUGUGUACUGUAUUCUUCAGCUUAAUUAACAUUUACACUAAAACCACAUGUUGAUAAGACUGUUUCUGCAGUCUGACAAGCUCAUUCAGGUACAUGAAAAUUGAACAGAGUUCAAGGGAAAUGUGCAAAACCGGAUGAGAUUACAGCUUUGUGAACAAUAUAUACUGUGAAAUGAAGCAAGAAAGAUGUGCAAUGAAAGUAGAACAGAAUGAAAAGGGAAUGGAGUGAAAUUUCAGAGAGGAAAGACACUCACUUUAUCAUGAGAAAUCAGUUGUAGUUUGGGCAGGAUUUCUUGCAAUAUGAUGCAAAUAUACAUAUUGCUUAUAUUCAGAAUGUGUUUGACACUUACUUGUAAAAGAAAUAAUAUAAUCUGCAAAACAUUAAUGAUGACCUUGUAUCUGAUGAGAAUUGAAAUAAAAGGUACUAAAAUUAA